AGAAGAUCGUGCCGGGCCAGACGCGACUCGCAAUGGACGCCUUUGCCAAAGCUCCUACGAGACAUUCGUUUCCUUUCCGGGAGCGCCAAUUUGCCCUGUGAAUGGCUUGACCUGUCCAGCUUCUUGCCCUGCUCUUUGCCCACGACAGCACCACGUCUCUCUUUUUCCCGAUAUCAUGGAGCUCACAGCGUUCCCCAACCUUCGUUCCACAACUUCUCGGCAUGCGGCGACGCGCGCCGCAGCGGGUGAGACCCUCGCCGAGCUGCCCCAGAUCCCGGACGAGAUCCUCGUCAUCUCCUGGGCCAGGCUGCUUAAAGCCUACACGGGCAGCGAUGACCUGGGGUUUUUCGUCGACGGUGGCGCGGUUGCUGUCAGCAGUGCUGGCUGGCAUGUGUCCAAGUAUGCGGUGCCCGAGCUGGGCCAGGCAGCCCUUGAGACACUCACCGGGGUCUUCUUCGAUGCGGCACCGGCGCCGGAGUCGCUGGCGUUGAAACUUUACUACAAUCGUGAAGCGGGGAAGGCGCGUAUCGUGCACUCCGCUUAUCUCCCGGGCGAACACGCCCAGCCGCUAGCUGCUCAGCUCCAACGCUGCGUCAACGAGACCUUGGACACCCCGGGUCCGCAGAUGGACCCCCGACUAUCCAUCCUAAACCCACAGCCGGAGCGGUUGAACGGGCCGUCUCUCUUGCACCACCUUGUGCAGUGGACCAAGUCUCCCCGGAAAGUUGCCAUAGACUAUCUCGGACAAGAUACGAACCGCAGGAAGCUGCGAUAUGCUUCUUUCGAUCGCAUCACGACAGCUUGGGCCAGCAAGAUCAGGACCUACUUCUCGUCGGAAAAUCCGCACCCAGUCGUGCCUGUUCUGAUCCCCCAAUGUCCGGAACUUUACAUCGCCCAACUUGCCAUUCUGAAGGCCGGUGGAGCCUUUUGUCCUCUGAAUCUGGACGCGCCGCCAGAGCGCGUGAAAUUCAUCCUUGACGAUGUGUCCGCCAACCUCCUCAUCACCACCUCCUCGCUUCAUAAUAAGAUACCCCCUCAUGAGAACGUCCAUGUUUUGAUUUUAGACGAAGGCUCCCAACCGCCUGAGCUGGAAGGUAGACAGGACUUCGUCGACCCUUGCCCGGAGGAUCUGGCGUACGUCAUGUACACCUCCGGCUCUACGGGAACGCCCAAAGGUGUGGGUGUGUCGCAUCUUGCUGCUACUCAAAGUUUACUGGCUCAUGAUUGCCAUAUUCCCUCGUUUUCACGCUUUCUUCAAUUUGCUGCUCCGACCUUUGAUGUGUCGGUUUUCGAAAUAUUUUUCCCCUUGUUCCGGGGUUGUACCCUAGUCACUUGCGAUCGAACAGAUUUACUGAGCGAUCUCCCCGCAAUGAUGAACAAGAUGCAUGUUGAUGCAGCGGAACUAACGCCCACGGUAGCGGGAACGCUACUGCAAACACGGGCAGCUGUUCCAAAAUUGAAACUGCUCCUGACGAUCGGCGAAAUGUUGAGCAGACAAGUUGUGCAUGAGUUUGGCGGGGACGAUAAGCGGGAGAGCAUAUUGUGGGGCAUGUAUGGCCCCACGGAAGCCGCCAUUCACUGUACCUUGCAGCCAAGCUUCGGGUCAGAUUCGAAAGUGGGCAAUAUUGGCAUUCCGUUCGACACUGUUUCGGCCUUUGUUGUCGCUCCCCCGCCCGAAGAUCCUUCAGUGACUACUCCUUUGGAGGUUUUGCCUCUGGGAUUCAUCGGCGAACUAGCUGUUGGCGGACAUCAACUAGCAAAUGGUUAUCUGAAUCGACCCGAGCAGACUGGAUCAUCAUUCGUAAACCAUGCCGAAUUCGGUCGCCUAUACCGGACUGGAGAUAAAGCCAGGAUGCUUCCAGAUGGGACUAUUGAAUGCUUAGGACGUAUAUCUUCUGGGCAAGUUAAGCUUCGUGGUCAGCGUGUCGAACUUGGCGAGGUAGAACAGGCUAUCUCGAGGAUACCCAGCUGUCGCAGUGUAACAGCUAGUGUUAUAGGUGGGAUCCUUGUAGUCUUCUGUCUCACUCGGGACGAUACGUUAACCCCAAAGUCAAUCAUCAACGACUCCAAGCAAUGGCUCCCUGCAUUCAUGGUACCGGGCGAUGUCGUCCUCUUGCAGGAACUUCCCAGGUUGCCGUCUGGCAAGGUCGACAGAAAAGGCCUUGAAGCAGGCUAUAAGACAAAGCAGCAGGAGUCCAAACCUCUGGAAGAACAACAAUACGGCGAUGAUACCGAUCGCAUUAUCUGCGAGAUUGUCGGCGAGGCCCUUGGCUCGAGGGUAUACCUGCAAACUAACCUUGCUGCCAUGGGCUUGGAUUCUUUGAAGGCGAUCAGGGUAGCGUCUAUGCUAAGAGCUUCGGGGUAUUCGCUUGGUGCUGUUGAAAUCUUGACUUCCAAUGACGUCGCUACCUUGAAACUGUUGAUCGAAGGCCAACAAAACGACAAGAAUUCUCUCAAUUCUCACGAAGGCAUUUUUGACGAAAUAAAAAAGGCAGCUCUCGUUGUUCCAGAAGUCCACGUUCAAGAAUCUGAAAUCGAAGACAUUUUGGGCUGUACUCCUUUGCAGGCAGCAAUGCUGGUUGAAACUACCAUGAACCCACAGGCUUAUUGCAACUGGGUCGAAUUGGAAGUCAAGAAGCCUCAAAGUGCCUCAGAUAUUAAGAGAUGGCUCAAGGAAUUGGCAGCUCAAAACGACAUCCUCCGUUCUGGAUUCUGCAGUUUGACUGAUUCUGCCUACUCUCAUGCCCAAAUCAUCUGGAAAGAACUAUCGGAUGAACAGAUCGUGGAGAUAGACGAUUUCGAACGAUCCUUUGAGCUUUCGACACCCGGAUCCAUGCUUAGGCCUUUGAAAUUUCAAAUCCUCACCACGCCUACGGAAUCAAAAAUUCUCUGUCAAAUUUAUCAUCCAUUGUAUGAUGGCUGGUCCAUGGACUUGAUGAUAGACGAUCUCAACGACCUCAUCGCUGGCAACGAUCACAAAAAGAGACCACAAUUCCGUGAGGUAGCAACCUACCAUGCCAGUCUGACCAAGGACGACCUUGAGCCUUCACUUGGUUAUUGGCAGAAGCAGCUAGACAACUACGCCUACGCACCGCUUCCGAAUUUCAACGGAAAGGUUGUGUCUACGACCGGGUUGAGUUCAACAACUCGCAACUUUACCACGUCGGUGGAAAAGCUUAGAGACCGUGCGUCAGCGCUGAAGGUCAACGCACAGGUAUUCUUCCAAGCCGCGUUAGCGUACUUGACUAGCUUCUACCUCAACAACAGCGAUGUCACAUUCGGUACGGUCACUUCUGGGCGCACCAUACCUGUCGUUGGUAUCGAGGAAAUCAUUGGUCCUUGUAUUGCUACACUACCUCUGAGAGUUGACGUUUCUCAUGCACGCACUGUCAAGGAUAUCUUGCAAAAUAUCCAUGAACUCAACCGUGCAAUGCUCAGUCAUUGCGAGCUUCCCACCAGGGACAUUAAGAAGGCUUGCGGGAUUGCUCCUGGAAGCCCUCUCUUCGACAUUCUGUUUGUCUGGCAGGAAAGUUUGCAUAGUAACAAAGACUCCGGUGCUUUGAUACGCCAGGUCGAUGGCGCUGAUGAGCUCGAAUUCAAACUAACACUGGAGUUUGAACCUCGUUCGACAGGUCUCAUUGCCAAAGCAACUUACGAUCCCUCUGUUCUGCCUCAAGCUCAGAUCGACGCACUAUUAAGUCAAUUGGAGCAGCUCGGCGAAUACUUCCAAGAAAAACCAGAUGCAGAGCUGAUGACAUCUCUGACAUGUCUGGAUGACUCUGUCUUGUCAAUCGGAAACCUCCGUUACCAACAUGAGGAAACAACCAAGUCGCCCGCUCAGGUGGUUGGAAUCAUAGCGGAAACAAGGCCAGAUGCACCUGCUAUCGCUUUCAGCUCGGAGAUCUCCGAGUCUUCCAUCAAUACUCAAACUCUCACUUACUCUGAGCUGAAUGCCAAGGCUAACCAGCUGGCAAAUUUGCUGAAAGGUCACGGCACAAAGCCAGACGAACUAGUUUGCGUCUGUAUGGAAAAGUCCGUUGAUCUCUAUGUGUCCAUCCUUGCAAUCCUCAAGACGGGCGCAGGAUACGUUCCGAUAACCCCCGAGACACCGUUGGACAGGAUUCGCUUUAUCCUUGAAGAGGCAAAUGUUCGGACAUGCCUGACGCGGAGUGACUGCACUGCGGAUGUCGACUCACUAGGAAACCAAGUUGUGCUCAACGUGGACACACUCCAGUUGGAAGAGUACAGUGGUGAGAAUCUCGAUCUCACUUACAACGGUUCCCACGCAGCCUACGCAGUCUUCACAUCUGGUAGCACUGGCAGUCCAAAGGGAGUUGUAGUGACACAGGAAAAUCUUGUCAGCAACCUUGCAGUCCUUUCGAAGAUCUACCCGGUAUCAGAAGACUCGCGCCUCUUGCAGUCAUGCUCGCAGGCGUUUGACGUUUCUGUAUUUGAAAUUUUCUUUUCUUGGUACAGCGGCAUGUGCUUGUGUGCCGGCACAAAAGACGACCUCUUCCAGGACAUGGAGCUUGCUAUCCGACAGAUGGGCAUUACGCACCUAAGCUUUACUCCCACAGUGGCAGCCCUAGUAAAGCCUGAGAAUGUGCCAAACGUCAAAUUCCUCGUUACUGCAGGCGAAGCUGUCACAGAGCAAGUCAAGAGAAACUGGGCCGGCAAGGGUUUAUAUCAAGGAUAUGGUCCAUCUGAGACGACAAACAUCUGCACGGUCAAGCCCAAUGUUACCGAUGAGGAUCUGAUUAACAACAUUGGCACCCCUUUCACCAACACUUCGGCAUUUGUUAUGGACGAAUCACGAGAUGUUCUCAUUCCAAGGGGAGGUGUUGGUGAGCUCUGCUUUGGCGGUGACCAGGUUUUCCGCGGAUAUCUCAACAUGCCUGACCUGACAGCAAAGAAGGUCAUCGAUCACCCUACGUUUGGCCGCGUAUACAGAAGUGGCGACAUGGGUCGUCUCUGCCCAGAUGGAUCCAUCCUCUUUUCCGGCCGUUCCGAUGAUCAGGUCAAACUUCGCGGUCAGCGUAUCGAGCUUGGUGAGAUCAACAGUUGCAUCAUGGACACUCCAUCCGCCGCCGACUGUAUGACAAUGCUCAUGGGCAAGGAGGGGAAAGCACAACUGGUUUCCUUCUGGGUACCUGAAAGCAUUUCGUCGAAUGAUGUCCGAGCGUUACCGAUAGAGGGCGCCAUCUCUCAAAGAAUUGCUGAAAUCUUCGAGCACCUGGCUAGCAAGGUCCCUGCUUAUAUGCUGCCCAACGGCUUACUGCCAGUCACAGCCAUCCCUAUGACUGUACAAGGGAAGGCAGACAAGCGCAAACUUGUUGCCCUCUACGAACAGCAGUCAAAAGACUUCCUUGACUCGAUCUCUCGGAAAACGGAAGAAGCAGAAGAUAGCGGAGAUUGGACAUCGAUGGAGCGCAAAAUCGCAGCGGUGUUGUCCAAGGUUGUCAAGGUCCCCAUAAAGGAAAUAGGUCGCCAAUCCUCCUUCUUUGCUUACGGUCUCGACUCGAUCUCUGCUAUCUCCCUAUCGAAUGGCCUCAAAGCGAACGCCGUGCCCAAGGCUCCCGUCUCGGUUGUACUUCAAAACCCAAGUGUGGCGCGUUUGGCUCGGAUCUUGUCCCAGAAGACGUCCGCUAGCCAGGAACGCAGCCCUGCGGUUGACCUCACCAACAUCUUCAGUCAAGAAACAAGGGAACAGAUCAAAGUCAGCUUCGACCAUAACGCGGUGGAAGUAACCAAGAUCCUUCCGUGCAGUCCUUUGCAAGAGGCAAUGCUUUCAUCUGGAUCCACAGAGGCUGCAACGUACAUGAACAGGAUGCUGUUCAAAGUAAAGGGGGACAUCAUUCGGUUGCAAAAAUGCUGGAUGGAGAUGUCGAAGAGGCACGAAAUUCUACGGACAUGCUUUGUUCCCACCGAUGAUUCUCAAUUUGCAUUCGCUCAGGUUGUUCUUGAGAGCAGCGAGCCAAAAUGGGACGAAAUCGAAGCCAAUGAGGAUGAUAUUUACAAGCAAUCUCAACGUUAUGUUGAAGAUAUCAUCUCAACUAUGGCGGCGUCAGAAGAGCCUCCGCUCCGAUUUGCUACACUGUCUGCUAGCAGCUCCAAGUAUCUCCUCUUCUGUUGCCACCAUGCUCUGUACGAUGGAGCUGCAAUGGAACAGCUUAUGGCCGAGGUGGAGCAAAUGUAUGCUGAGCUCAGCCUGCCGCCAGUUGUCCCGUAUGAGCCUUUCCUGGAACAAAUCGUUCAAGUGCGGUCCAAGGAAACCGACGACUUCUGGGCAACCCGCCUCAAGGGCUUGGAACCCACUUCGUUCCCGGACCUGACCGGUUUGUCCUCUGCGAUGCGUAAGGAAGUCAAUGACCGCUCAAUCUUCAUUGAAGCCCUUCCUUUCUCUCUCAGUAGCCUGGAAUCGGAGUGCCGUCGGAUGUCUUGUUCGCUACUGGCACUGGGCCAAGCUGCCUGGGCAAAGAUUCUCUCCAUAUAUACGGGAGAGAGCGAUCUAUGCUUUGGCAAUGUUGUCAGUGGACGCACUCUACCUAUUGACGGGCUCGAAAGGCUAGUCGCUCCUUGCUUUAACACUUUGCCCGUCAGGGUCGAUCUAGCCUCGAAAAGCCAAAACGCGGAUAUCUUAACGAAUCUUCAAGCAUUCAAUGCGGACAUUUUGCCCUUCCAGUUAACUCCACUUCGACGCAUUCAAGCACAGUUCAGCAAAGAUGGAAGCCGUCUUUUUGAUACCCUUUUCAUUCUUCAGCAAUCUGCGUACAGUCUUAACGCGGAGGUCUGGUCACUGGAGGAAGACCUUGGCGAGAUGGAUUUCCCUCUUGUAUGCGAGCUCGUUCCGAACCGCAAAGAUGAUACCCUUUCUUUGAUGCUUCAUUUCCACGAGGCGUUUAUUCCCAAGAAGGACGUUGGCACCAUUUCUCAGACAUACGCGUCAGCUUUGCAGUCAUGCAUUCAAAACCCUUCCGCUCACUACCUGGACAUUGUCCCUGUUUCGGAUGACUUGCUCUCCAUAAGCAACCAGAAAUUCAACACACUCGAACCGCCUGCUGGGCCGUUCAUGCACUCUGCUUUUGAGCAAAACGCUGCAGAGCAACCAGAUGCUUUAGCUCUCGACUUCCAGCACUCCGAUGGUAGUCGCAGUCGAUGGACUUUCAAUGAGCUAAACCAAAUCUCCAACCAGAUCGCUCGAGCGCUUUUGGAUCACGGCGUUUCUUUCGAUGAUGCUGUGCCGAUCUGCAUUCCAAAGUCUCCGGACUUUUAUGCCUGCGUUCUCGGUGUUCUUAAGGCUGGUGCGGCUUUCACACCCAUUGACUCUAACUUGCCUGUCUCUCGCAAGCAGUUUAUGCUGCAGGAACUGGGUGCCAAGGUUGUCCUUUCGAACGAGACUGUUGACACAACCUGGGUUGGAGAAGUAACAAUUUUGUCCACCGGGAAAACGAGAGAUCUUUCCACAGAAAAGCCGACUGUCAGCGGUCUCAUGCCAGAGCACUUGGCAUAUAGACUCUACACAUCUGGAUCAACUGGUCUGCCUAAGGCUGUCAGUGUCGAACACCGCAACCCCAUUCAGACUGUCGAGGCAUCGAGAUCCAUCAUUCCUUGGAAGAAGGAUUCUCGCCUUCUUCAGUUCGCUGCGACAACUUUCGAUAUGUGUUACUACGACUGCUUCCUGGCUUGGUCUUUUGGCUUCACUCUUUGUGCUGCCGAGCAAUCCGCAAUGUUGAACGACAUUGCUGGCACGAUAACUUCCAUGGAGACUACACUGGCCGACCUGACGCCUUCAGUGGCUCUGAGCCUUUCCCAGUCUGAUGUUCCAACCCUUGAAUAUCUGUACUGUAUUGGAGAGGCGAUGCCCCAGGAACUCGUGGCGCGGUGGGCCGGAAAGCUUGUCAAUUCGUAUGGCCCGACGGAGGCUGCUUUCUGCGUAACCAUCUUCCCUGUGUCAAACGAGGUGAAGUCGGCCGUGAUUGGUAAACCUUUCCCCACUACGAGCUUUGUGGUAAAGUCUCGCGAUGGCUCCACUACCAUGCCCGUCUUCGGUGCCGGUGAACUUUACAUCAGUGGAUCGCAGGUGGCUCGCGGUUACCACGCGAACGAGGAGAUGACGAAUUCGAGGUUUAUCAUGCACGACGGUCAGCGCCUCUACAAGUCUGGCGACGUUGUACGCAUGCUCGGCAAUGGCACCUUUGAGUUCGUGGGACGUGCGGAUGAUCAAGUCAAGAUUCGCGGUCUGCGUGUUGAGCUGGGUGAGAUCAGCCAAGUCUUGCGCGAUGCACAUGAAGCCAUCUCCAGCGUUAGCACUCAAGUCCUUCGCGCAUCGGAAGAGUCCAAGGAACAAAUUGUGGCCUUCCUGGCUGUUGCAGACUUGUCCACCAUUGACCGGGAAGCAGUCAAGUCUCAGGCUCGCAAGCGUGCCACAGAGAAGCUCCCUGUUUACAUGGUGCCGAAUUUCUAUAUCUUCCUUGAUCGCAUCCCGCUAUCUGCUGCUGGAAAGGUCGACAAGAGGUCUUUGAAGGCAAUCUUCCAAGACUCCGAGGAAGCAAACCAAGAAGGAGCUCAGCAGACGGACGACGGUCACGAAUGGACUGUUACUGAGUCUGAAAUACGGUCCGUCUUGGCUCACAUGUCUCGCUCCACUCCAGAGUCUAUAGGCUUGCACACUACAAUCUAUCAACUUGGCCUCGACAGCAUUAGUGCUGUACAAGUGGCUGCGAGCCUGAGGAAGAAGGGUUUCAAGAUUUCGGCAGCGGAUGUGUUGGAGCGUCCCACUUGCGCUGAGCUUGCUAUUCUCUUGCAAAAGGCUGAUGGCGAGACCAAAUUGGCUCCCACUUUUGACUUUGCUGCCUUCGAUGCGCAAUACCGCGACAUUAUUACCCGCGACCUGGAUGUGGACGCUGCAAGCAUUGCCUCAGUGAAGCCAUGCACACCCCUCCAGAGCGGUAUGAUCUCGCAGUUCCUGCACUCUGAGGGACACAUGUACUUCAACUACAUGCAGUACAAGUUCGAUGGUGUCGAUAUAGCCAAGCUGGAGCAAGCUUGGCAGUUGCUUUUCGAUAAGCAUGAAAUUCUGCGGUCUGGAUUUGCCCAUGUCAAUAACCCGCAGUACCCCUUCAGCAUGGUCAUCUACAAUGCCUCGGCCAGCAAGCUUCCUCUUUCCAAACUCAGGGACGCUGAAGCUUCCACUGACAAAAUCAAGCAAUGGCGUGAAGAAUCGAAACGCGAGGUCCUCGAAAACUUGCAACAGAGUGCAUGGCGACUGUUGCUUGUCGACGCUGCCGACGGUGUUCGGGUACACCUUUCAAUCUUGCAUUCCCUUUAUGAUGCGCAGAGCCUCCGCAUUUUCCUCGAUGAUGUUUCUGUCAUCUGCACCCAGGGCAAGGAGCCGCAGCCGCCAUCUCUCGACCCUAUCCUUGGCACUAUCCUCAGUUCCAGCGGAGAAGAUGAAAAGCACCAAAAGUUCUGGGAAGAAAAGAGCAAGGAUAUGCAUAUCAACGCUUUCCCGAACAUGACCCCGCUUCGUGUCAAGAACGGCAAGACGCAGGUAGUUUCGAAAACCUGCUCUGGACAACAGAGCAAGCUCGAGUCCGGCUGCCGGGAAGCUGGUAUCACCAUGCAAGCCGCUGGUCAAGCCGCUUGGGCACGGUUGUUGUCCGCUUACACUGGCGAGGAUGCUGCCACUUUUGGUGUCGUUCUUUCUGGGCGGACGCAGGAGGGUGCUGAAUCGGUUGCUUUGCCUUGCAUCACAACUGUUCCACUCCCUGCGCGCAACAAUCCCAGUAACCGUGCUCUCCUUGACGGCAUGAUGGCAUUCAACUCUUCUGUGCGCAAGCACCAGUUCACGCCUCUGACAAAAAUCCAGCGCUGGUCUGGACACCCCGACGAAGCGCUCUUUGAUAGCAUUUUCGCCUAUCAAAAGCUCUCCAGUGAAGACCAAGCUCAAAGAACUUGGACCCUAGUAGACGAUGAAGCAACUGUCGAUGUUGCUGUCUCUAUUGAACUGGAACCUAUCAACACAAGCGAACUCGAGCUCAGGAUUACAUACAACACCGACCGAGUACCCGAAGAGCAGGCUGUAACGAUUCUGGACCAGCUAGAUCGCAUGCUGGUCGAUCUUGUUCUUCACCCGGAUUCUCAACUGGAUGAUGCCUUCUCCGGAAACCCUGAGCUCCUCUCAAUCACCCCACCCAAGGAACGAGAAAUCAAAACUGAUGUAUAUCUGUUGCAUGAGUUUGUUGAGAGAAGCGCACGCCAGAAUCCGAAGAAGAUCGCGUUUGAAUUCGCAACCAACAUCGAGAACGGUCAAGUCACCAGCAGGUGCUGGACCUACGAGCAGUUGGAUGCUGAAGGGAACAAGAUCGCGAAUCUCCUAAUCGGCCACGGUGUCCAGCCCGGUGGCCUCAUUGCCGUUUGCUUUGACAAAUGCCCUGAAGCCUCUUUCGGAAUGCUGGGUAUCCUCAAGGCUGGAUGUGCAUUCGUCGCUUUAGACCCAGGUGCUCCAGUGGCGAGAAAGGCGUUCAUCACAGAAGACUCCAAGGCCGCCAUGGUGCUCUCGAUGACACACCAGUCAAGCCAAUUUGCGGACCAGCUCAAGGUGCCACUUGUCAACCUCGAUGAAGUCAACUACGAUGAGCUUUCCACGUCAACGCCAGAACUCUCAAGAGCGGUUACGCCACAAGACCUCAGCUACUGCCUGUACACGUCGGGUACCACUGGUACUCCGAAGGGCUGCGAGCUGACCCACGAGAAUGCUGUUCAGGCGAUGCUGGCUUUCUCGAGGCUCUUCUAUCCUCGUUGGGAUGAGAACUCCAGAUGGUUGCAGUUUGCUUCUUUCCACUUUGAUGUCUCCGUGCUUGAGCAGUAUUGGACAUGGGCGGAAGGUAUCCGCUUGGUCUCUGCGCCUAGGGAUUUGAUCUUCGAGGAUCUCGCUGCCGCUAUUUCUGCACUUGAGAUCACUCAUAUCGACCUUACUCCCAGUCUUGCCAGAAUCCUUUCGCCUGAAGAUGUUCCCAGUCUCACUAAGGGUGUCUUUAUCACUGGUGGUGAAGCUCUCAAGCAAGAAAUCCUCGAUGCAUGGGGACACCACGAGGUCAUUCAUAACGGAUACGGACCGACUGAAGCGACCAUCGGUGUCACCAUGUUCCCCAGAGUCCCUGAGAAUGGCAAGCCAUCCAAUAUUGGUCCUCAGUUCGACAACGUCGGAUCCUUUGUCUUCCGACCCAAGACCAAUAUUCCGGUGCUUCGCGGCGCUGUUGGAGAACUCUGUGUCUCCGGGAAGCUCGUGGGUAAAGGCUAUCUCAACCGGCCUGAGCUUACAGACGAAAAGUUCCCAUACCUGGAACAGUUCGAUGAGAGGAUCUACCGUACCGGUGAUCUCGUCCGAAUUCUCCAUGACGGCUCGUUUGACUUCCUUGGUCGCGCAGAUGACCAAGUCAAGCUCCGUGGCCAGCGUUUGGAGAUUGGCGAAAUCAACAGUGUCAUCAAUCAGUCCGAAGCUCAGGUCAUGGACGUCGCGACACUUGUCCUGAAGCAUCCCAAGCAACAGAAGGACCAGCUUAUCAGCUUUGUCGUCACCAAGACAACCAUGAAAAAGAAGCAGAAGCCGACUGUCGUCUAUGAUGGAAAAGAAGCAAUGCAGAUGGUCCAAGAAGCCUGCCGGUCUAAACUGCCCGUAUACAUGGUGCCGACUCAUUUCAUCCCGCUUAGCAGCAUGCCACUGUCGCCAAACAACAAAGCGGACGCCAAGCAAUUGAAGGAAUUUUACUCAAACCUCAGUCCUGAAGAAUUGGCAGAUCUUUCCGUAUCAUCUGAAGAAGGGGGAGCCGCUUCAUCUGAAGACGAAAAGAGGGUUGUAGAGGUGCUGGCAACAAUGGCUUCUGUGGACAGUGAAAACAUUUCUAGGACCUCGAGCAUCUUCGAACUUGGUCUGGAUUCAAUUUCUGUCAUUGGCUUCGCCAACGCGCUUAGAAAGUCUGGAUUCAAGAACGCCCAACCUUCCAUCAUCAUGAAGAACCCUGUCAUUAGCAGGCUUGCAAAGGCUCUUUCUUCGAAGACUGCGACCUCUUCCGCUGAAAAGAGCUCAAUUGUUGCUGCAAAGCAAACCAUUUCCGCCACUCUGCACCAGUACAAAGCAAGCGCGGCCCACUCUUUGGGCGUACAGCGGGAGGAUAUCGAAAGCAUCGCCCCUUGUUCUUCUCUCCAGCAGGGUAUCAUCUCCAGGUCCUUGGAGAGCGAGAAGCCUGUCUACUUUGCGACAUUCAAAUUCGAGCUUUCCCCAGAUCUCGACCUCGCUAGGCUACAGAAUGCCUGGGAGAAGGUUUACGAGGCGGUUCAAAUCCUUCGUGCUCGCUUCGUACCGACGGAUGACGGAUAUGUGCAAGUGGUGCUGCGUGGCCAGCAUUUGCCAUGGGGGGUAACCUCUGUCAAUGACCAGGAGGAAAUCCAGACUUACCUCGAAACUCGCAAGCACAAAUGGUGGCUCCAGAACAGAGACCAGUUGAGAAGGCCUUUUGAGAUCAUCACCGCGAUUGCACCCGGAAAGGCAAUCCUGAGCGUGCACUUGAUGCAUGUGCUCUACGAUGGUGCUAGUCUCCCGAUGCUCCUCCAAAAGGUUCGCCAAGAGUACGAUAGGGAUUCGAACAUCCAUUACGGCCCCGACUUCCUCGAUGUCCUGCCCUACGGCCCUCUUCGUGUCAGCCCGGAGGCACAAUCCUUCUGGACCAAUCACCUCUCGUUUGCUGAGAGUUCGCUGAUGCCAAAUCUGAUCACCGAACCGCAGCAGAGCGAUGUCACCGUCAAUGUCCAUUUGGAGGACUUGCAAGCAUUUGAAAGCAUCAGGAGGAAGCUCGAAGUGACGCACCAAGCCCUUGUCCAAGCCUCUUGGGCCGCUGUCCUUCAGAAACACUUCGCCGGAGCAGUAACUCUCGGCAUGGUUGUCUCAGGCAGAUCCAUCGAUUUUGAGGGCGCCGACCUCACAAUCGGCCCCAUGUUCAACACCAUUCCCUUCCAUCUCAGGUUCGAGCAGAAUGAGAGAUGGGUCCAAACCGUGCGCAGAUGCCAUGACUUCAAUACCUCGGCUAUGCCCUACCAGCAUACUCCGCUGCGCGACAUCAUGAAAUGGUGCAAGCGAGCGCCCAGCCAGCCACUUUUCGAUACUUUGUUUGUCUUCCAAAAGGAGCUAGCGGGCAGGGAUCCUGGCGAUGGGAUUUGGCAACUUCUAGAGGAUCAACCUGAAGCCGACUACCCACUUGCGCUGGAAGCCGAACACAAGCAAGACGGCUCUAUCGGGCUCACCCUCGUAGCCCAGGGUCAUAUUGCCGACCACAAGGCCGCGGAGGAGCUGUUGACCGAUUUGAAGCAGGCGCUUUUGAACUUGCUUGCGGAUCAUGAAGCACUUGUUUCGGCCACUGUGGGCGAGAUCCAGUCUUCAGGAGCGCGAAAGGACUCCGCCCAGGUGAACGGACACAGCAAUGGUUACAUGAACGGCGUGAAGGGCUUCGAGUGGACUCCGGCUGCGCGGCGUCUACAAGAGGAAAUUGCUACUCUGGCUGGCGUUGAACCUACGGAAGUGGAUGAACACACGACAAUUUUCGAGUUUGGUCUGGACAGCAUCGAUGCCAUCAAGCUGUCUUCUAGGCUCAAGAAAGCAGGAAUCGACCUUCCGGUCAGCCAGAUCAUGCGCACCUUGACCAUUCCGAAGAUGGUCAAGGAGGUCACGGAGAAGGAGUCCGAUAGCACGAUCGCUUCACGUGCGAUCUCUCUGGAGGACCAGCAAAACAAGUUGAUGGAAUACUUCCGCAAGUCUGGAGAGAUUGAUAUGGAGAAGAUUGAGUGUGCCUUGCCUGUCACCCCUCUGCAAGAGGCCAUGGUGGCUGAGAUGCUCUCUUCCGGCUUCAACAACUAUUUCAACCACGACGUCUUGAAACUCGGAUCGCAAGUCGAUGUAGACAAGAUGAAGGCCGCAUGGCAGAAUGUUUUCCGCAGCUCUGCCAUCCUUCGUACGAGUUUUGCGCAGGUCGACGACCCGAACCUGGAUAUGUCGUUUGCGCAGGUUGUCAACAAAGCCAACGAUUUGACAAUUAGAGAGCUCAGUGUCUCUUCGGAAAAGGACAUCAAUGCCAUAUUGGAUGAGAUUCGGGAUAGCACUGCCAAACAGGCUGGUAGCGAAGGUCUCUUCCAGCUGACUCUUAUCCGCUCAUCGACCGAUACUUACCUGGUUCUUUCCAUCGCGCACGCCUUGUACGACGGCUGGUCUCUGGGUUUGAUCCACCACGACGUCAAGGCAUAUUAUGAUGGUCAAGACAAGACCUGCCCCUCAUACAAUGGCAUUCUCGAGGACAUCCUCAACGCCUCUGGCGACGAGGCAGCCGCCUUCUGGAAAGAUUUCCUUGGUGGUGCGCCGAGUAGUCUCCUCGCUCCAGACAAUGCUCAAACCCAGAGUUCCGGCAUUGAAGUCCAUCGCAAGGAGCACACGGGGUCGCUCAGCCUCGAAAGCCUCCGCGCGUUCUGCAAGAACCAAGGCAUCACGCUGCAGGCUCUUGGACAGACAUGCUGGUCUUUUGUGCUUGCUUCUUAUGUCGGCAAACUGGAUCUUGUCUUUGGCGUUGUCCUUUCUGGUCGCGAUAACCAGAACGCUGAAGACGUCAUGUUCCCCACUAUGAACACGGUGGCAGUCCGCUCGAUCAUUCACGGCUCGAAGAAGGACAUGCUCCGGUACAUGCAAGAGAACAUGAGCACCAUGAGGCAGUUCCAGCAUUUCCCGCUCCGGAAGGCAAAGGCGAUGGCUGAGACAAGAGGCAAGUCGUUGUUUGACUCGCUGUUCAUCUUCCAGACCCAACCAGCGGAAAACAGUGGUGACUCUGACGCGCUUUACGAGUCUGUUGGAGGCUCCUCGGACGUCGAGUACCCGGUAGCUGUUGAGAUGGAAGCCGUUGGCGAUGCUCUCAUCUGGCGUACAGCAUGCAAAGCGAGCGUCUUUGACCAGAACGGCACGGAAGAGCUCCUUCAGCGUGCCGACGCGGUCUUGAAGAGCAUAAUCGAACACCCAGAAGACGCUGCUGUAGCCUACGGUGAAGAUGGCGCUUCCGUCUGCGGGAUGCCCGCUUUCAAGGACGUUUCCGAGAAGACGGACGGAAUUGCUUCAGACACUGAGAACGUUAAUAGCACGGCCGUCGCCCCGAAGGAGUGGACGCCUCUCGAGACUACCAUCCGCGAGGUGCUCUCCGCCGUCUCCAAGAUCCCCGAGACAGAGAUCACGCGUGAAGUCACCAUGUUCCACAUGGGGCUCGAUUCGAUCAGCGCGAUCAAGGUCUCGUCGCUCCUGCGCAAGAAGGGCAUCAAGCUCAGCGUCAGCGCCAUGCUGCGCGCAGCGACAGUGGAGAAGAUGGCGCAAGCAGCCAGCAGCCAGCAGAGCAACGGCGACAACGACGACGCCGCCGCCCCCGCGCUCCAAGCAGACGAAGUCCUGGCCUCGUGGCUGAGCGACAUCGACAUCGAAGCCUUAGCCGCAACCGCAGCCAUCCCGCCCGCCAACAUCGAGCGCUGCCUCCCCGCCAGCGCCGGCCAAGUCUUCAUGCUCUCGACCUGGCAGAACACGCACGGCGCGCUGCUCUACCCGGGCUUCGAGUACGAGCUGGGCGCGCCGGUCGAGGAAGCCCGUCUGCGCGCCGCGUGGAACAGCCUUGUAGCCGACCAUCCUAUCCUCAGGACGUGCUUCCUCGCGACGGGCCGCGCCGACAAGCCCUUCGUGCAGGCCGUGCUGAAGGCUCCGAGGGAGUCGUUCCACGUCGUCGACGACGCGUCUGCUGCCGCUAAAACCGCGCCCCCGCGCCAGCCCUUUGCCGCGCUCUUUGCGCAGCGCUUGCGCGCGCCGGCGAAGCAAGCGAAUGCAGCAGUGACGGCAACGGCGGCCGCGGCCGUGGCUGCUAUGGCGCCCCCUAUGCGCCCGCAGGCCUCGUCCACGAAGUCCAGCUCGGGGAAGCAGGCGUCGUCGAAGGCGCCCUGGCGCCGCCUGAAGAAAUGGAUCUCCAGGCGCGUCAACAGCUCUGACGAGCCCUCUAGCGGGAGCAGCAGCACCAACAAGGCUGCUGCUGCGACUGCUGCGCCCGCACCCGCUGCUCCUGCCACCACCGAGCAGAAGCAGGUCACGACGGGCUGGAUCCUGACGCUAAAGCUGCACCACGCGCUCUACGACGGCGUGAGCCUGCCCUUCCUGGUGCAGCAGCUCGAAAGGCGCCUCAACAACCCCAGCACCCCCACCUCCACAACAACACAACCACACCACGCCUACGCCACCUUCCUCGCGCACACAAUCGCCCCACCCCCAACCCUCAUCCAGCGCACCCAUUUCUGGCACUCCUACCUCGCAAACACAAGCCCUGCGCGCCUGCCCCGCCCAACAACCGUCACGCCCGCAGCCGGCCGCACCAGCGUCUUCAGGCCCGCGGUGAGCGAUGUGCUCGAGCGCCGUGCGCGCGUGUUGGGCGUCUCGGCGCAGGCGCUGUUUGUGGCGGCGUAUGCGCGGGUUUAUGCGGGGCUGGUUGGCGCUGCUACUGGCAGUGAGGACAAAGACAGGGACGUGGUGAUAGGCCUGUGGCUCGCGAACCGCGCAAACUCAAGCGCAAACGACGACGCGGCCUCGACAAGGGCAGUGCCGACAGUGAACCUGCUGCCCCUCCGCGUCGGCGUCACGGCUCCGCUGUCCCUGCGCGAGGCCGCGGCAAGGGUGCAGCGCGAUCUGGUGGCUGUGGGGGAGGGGGCGAAUGCUGGGGUGGGGGUGUGGGAGCUGGAGAAUGGGAAGGGAGGGGAGGUGGAUACGUGGGUGAAUUUCUUGAGGUUGCCUGAGGGGGAGAGCGAAGAUGGAGGGGAUGCGGGUGGUGAAGGUGGGGUAAGGUUGCGGGAGAGGGGCAGGGACAGGGGAGAAGAUAAGGUUGAUGCUGAUGCUGGUGCUGGUGGUGUGAAGGGGUGGAAGCGGGUCGAUGUCCCUGAUCAGGGUGCCGUGACGACGGUGCAGGAGCUGCAGGCGAAUGCGGUGCGCGGCGCUUAUUUGCAUUCCCUAGACAUAGAAGCGACGGUGCGCGGCGGCAGGCUGGACAUGGGCGUGUUUGCGAGCGAGGGCUUGAUGGGGGUGGAGGCGGCCGAGGGGGUUGUUGCGGAUGUGGUGAGGGUUUUGGAGGAGGGGGAGGAGUAGUUGUGUUUUGUGCUCUUUCUUGGGUUGUUUGGUGCUGUUUGUUUUUUGUCUUUUACCCUUUGUUUAGUGUAAUAUCGCGUUUUCUGCUGCUGCUGUUGUUGUUGUUGUUGUCGUUGUUCGGUUCGUGCGUUGUGCAGCACAGCGAGAGGAUAUUAUCUGUCUAUCUGUCUAUCUGUCUGUCUGUCUGUCUGACCAUGAUAGACCGUUUCCCUUACGCAUUACAGCACACCUCCCUCCUUCCACGCCAGCACGUCUACGCACCCAUUCAGUUAUAUAUGGUAGUGGUGUGGUGCAAGGUGGUGCGCGAUUAACUAAAGUAGACAACGCAGUCAGUUAAUAAACACAUACAGGGC
This is a messenger RNA of Aplosporella prunicola CBS 121167, 17547 nucleotides long. RefSeq lists its product as uncharacterized. The transcript has 3 exons. The coding region runs from base 176 to 17194 and encodes 5672 amino acids. The record is from RefSeq and is a predicted model, not a curated record. NCBI's taxonomy places the organism in Eukaryota, Fungi, Ascomycota, Dothideomycetes, Botryosphaeriales, Aplosporellaceae. Gene Ontology annotation, molecular function: phosphopantetheine binding; catalytic activity. Gene Ontology annotation, biological process: secondary metabolite biosynthetic process; amino acid activation for nonribosomal peptide biosynthetic process. Gene Ontology annotation, cellular component: cytoplasm.